Molecule: messenger RNA, 849 nt
Organism: Babesia microti strain RI
Lineage: Eukaryota; Apicomplexa; Aconoidasida; Piroplasmida; Babesiidae
Product: endoplasmic reticulum-resident calcium binding protein (ERC)
Exons: 2
Coding region: 1-849 (282 amino acids)
Molecular function (GO): calcium ion binding
Source: RefSeq, a predicted model, not a curated record
AUGAAACUAAGUAUAAGGCUUGUGUAUUUAUUUAUCACACUCCAAUUGCUUGUAUAUGUGAAGGCAAAGAAUAUCGCCGAAUCAUUGGAUAUAAGUCAGGAAGAGCUAACGAAAAGGUGCGAUAAAUUAUUUGAACUUAUUGACAAAAAUAAAGACGGUAUAUUAGAUCACAAUGAAGUUGUCGAUCAUUACGAUAAAAUUAAUUUAAUAUUGACUGAAAAGCAGAUCCACUCCGAAUUGGUUCAAAUUGACAUAAAUGGUGAUGGUGUAGUUUCCUUUGAUGAACUACACAACACACUCGUAAAUUCUUCCCCUGAAAUUAAUGGUAGUAAGUAUGUAGAUAGUUUGAAGAAAAGAUUUAAAGCAGCGGAUAAGGAUGAAAGCGGCACGCUGGACUCCGCCGAGUUAUCUUUACUAAUCAAUCCCGGAAAGGAUGAAGUUUUGAUGGAAAUCGAUGUGCAGGAAGUCUUCGAGAAUCAUGACAUUGAUAAGGAUGGCAAGAUUACUUUGGAAGAAUUUAAAGAAACCUCUGGUCAAGACUUCGCCAGUUCUGAAAGUGAAUUCUCUUUUUUUGACACUGAUGGUAACGGAUAUUUGGAUGAAAAUGAAAUUAGGCAAAUAUAUGACAAUGAAGCUGCUGAUUCCAUUGAAAACUUAGAAGAAUUUUUUAGUAUUUUUGGUGAGAAGAGCAUCACCAAAAAAUUGUGGGAUGAAAAUAUGGAUGAUGUGGCAAUUAGUCCCAUCACUGAUUUUGGUGAAGUGAUAAGGCAUCCACAGGAUUACCGCUUAGAUAUCGGCGAAAAUAAGAAUGAGAAUGAUGUCGAUACAGAAAUUAAGGCAGAACUCUAG